AACGGGAGUGAAUAAAAGAAGCUCUGGCUUACACAGGGAUAAGAACGAUAAAGGCGAACUCUCUCCUUCCCCCCACCGCGUCGGCUCUGCUUCUCGUCGGAAACCCUAGAUGAUCCACCGCCUUCCAUCCUGGACGGGCCUCUGGUUCGCUUCCGCCACAGCAGCCUCAACUAAAAGGCCUCUCCACCAUGCGCUCUUCGACAUGCGGCUCGGCGAUCAAACCCAAACCCUAACGAAAACGCCGACUCUACCCUGCGAUGGAGCCGGAGAUCUCACUCUGCUGCUCUCGGACGAACUUCUUCUCCGCGUUCUCGCCGCUGUCCCUGACUCCCUUCGCCUCCCCGCCUCCCUCGUUUGCAAGCGAUGGCUCCGCCUUGUCGGCCGCCUUCGCCGUUCGCUCACCCUACUCGAGUGGUCCUUCCUCAACACCGGCCGCCUCCCCCUCCGCUUUCCGGACCUCACCGACCUCGACCUCGUCCCCGCAUCCUUCGCCUCGCCUUCGGGGUCCGCUGCCGGCGCGCCGCUGCUCACCAGCGGCCCCGUCUCCGUUGUCGUAGAUACCCACGCCGACCCUCCCAUCGGCGACUGCCGCUUCCUCGAUCCGGAUGCGAUAGAUCGCUGCCUCGAGAUCGUCGCCCGUGAAUGCCCCGGGCUCCGCAAGCUGUCCCUCGUCGCUGUUGCCUCCGAAACCGGGCUCAUGGCGGUCGCUGGUGGAUGCGAAACGCUGCAGGAGCUGGAGCUUCACCGGUGCUCCGACCUAGCCCUCCGCCCCAUUUCCGUAUUCGCUAAUCUCCAAAUCCUGAAGCUGGUGGGAUCCGUCGAGGGGCUCUAUCGCGGGCCCGGUGUCACCGACAUUGGGCUCACGAUACUUGGCCACGGCUGCAAGCGUCUGGUGAAGCUCGAGCUCAGUGGGUGCGAGGGAAGUUACGACGGCAUCUCUGCCAUCGGGCGUUGCUGUUUGAUGCUCGAGGAACUGACGAUCGCCGACCACCGGAUGGACGCCGGGUGGAUGACUGCGUUGUCCUUCUGUGCGAACCUAAAGACGCUGAGACUUCAGAAUUGCAGGAGCAUAGACACUGAUCCGGGGCCAUUGGAGCACCUAGGAGCUUGCCCGGCCAUGGAGACACUGCAAAUUCAGCGGUGCCAGCUGCGGGAUAGAAGAAGCUUGCAAGCGCUGUUCGUGGUGUGCGAGACGAUUAGGGAUCUUGUGCUUGAAGAUUGUUGGGGACUGGAGAAUGACUUGUUCAGUCUCGCGAGCAUAUGCAGGAGGGUGAUGUGUCUCUCCUUGAAAGGAUGCUCACGAGUAACGACUGCAGGAUUGGAACAAAUAGUUCUGUCCUGUAUAGAUUUGCAGAGACUAACAGUUGUCUCAUGCAAUAAAAUCAAGGACAGUGAAGUAUCUCCUGCUCUAUCAAGCCGUUUCUUAUAUCUCAAAGAGUUGAAGUGGCGUCCAGAUUCAAAGUCUGUCCUGGCUAUGAGCCUCAUGGGGAUGCGUCUUGGAAGGAAGGGUGGGAGAUUCUUCAGAAGGCGAACGCUAUGGGUUCAACACCGACUAAAGGAGAAUGAGGACGAACUGUGAAAAAGUAUGUGUUACCCAUAGGAUGUACAUGAUGAAAAAAAACAAGGAUCUGCCAUACGGUGACAGAUUGAAACACUCAUGGAUGCAACAUUAGGGAAUUUCGGUUGCUCGUCCGUAUGGUUUCUUAAUUCAAAUGGUAAAACUUUUUGGGUGAGACACUACGAAGUGGCACAUGUAAUGAGGGUAUAUUACAAUUUACUGACUCAUAGAGCCAUUUUUUCCAGUUAGCCCACACUUGGCAGAAAGCUGUCGGCUUAUGUUAUGCCACUAUUACACAUGGUUUCGAAUGGUGGAAGUUCUGUUUUCUCA
Zingiber officinale is the source of this 1888-nucleotide messenger RNA. Its product is annotated as F-box protein At5g51370-like. The record is from RefSeq and is a predicted model, not a curated record. Gene Ontology annotation, biological process: SCF-dependent proteasomal ubiquitin-dependent protein catabolic process. Gene Ontology annotation, cellular component: SCF ubiquitin ligase complex. The coding region runs from base 110 to 1579 and encodes 489 amino acids. Gene Ontology annotation, molecular function: protein binding. The transcript has 3 exons. NCBI's taxonomy places the organism in Eukaryota, Viridiplantae, Streptophyta, Magnoliopsida, Zingiberales, Zingiberaceae.